Messenger RNA from Elephantulus edwardii (Cape elephant shrew), 903 nucleotides. RefSeq names its product enoyl-CoA hydratase domain-containing protein 3, mitochondrial-like. Gene Ontology annotation, cellular component: mitochondrion. NCBI's taxonomy places the organism in Eukaryota, Metazoa, Chordata, Mammalia, Macroscelidea, Macroscelididae. Gene Ontology annotation, molecular function: hydro-lyase activity. The record is from RefSeq and is a predicted model, not a curated record. The transcript is spliced from 5 exons. The coding region runs from base 1 to 903 and encodes 300 amino acids.
AUGGCCGCGGCCAUGGGUUUACGGGCCUGCGGGGCGAAGUGGCCUGGCUGGCGCCUGCGCUGCCCGUGGUCUCCGCUCACCGCCGGCUUCUGCAGCCGGGGACUCACUGGGGCCGGGCGGCCGGAGCCCGAGCCGCGACCUACCAGCGCGCGGCAGCGGGACGGCAUCAGGAAAAUUGUCUUGAGCAAUCCAAAGAAGAGGAAUGCAUUGUCACUUGCAAUGCUGAGAUCUCUCCAGAGUGACAUUCUCCAUGAGGCUGACAGCAAAGAUCUGAAAGUCAUUAUAAUUUCAGCUGAGGGGCCUGUGUUUUCUUCUGGGCAUGAUUUAAAGGAACUGACUGAAGAGAAUGGCCAUAAUUAUCAUGCUGAAGUAUUUCAAACCUGUUCUGAGGUCAUGAUGCAGAUCCAGAACCACCCAGUUCCAGUCAUCGCCAUGGUGAACGGCUUGGCCACUGCUGCUGGCUGUCAGCUGGUUGCCAGCUGUGACAUUGCUGUGGCAAGCGACAGAUCCUCUUUUGCCACUCCUGGUGUGACCAUCGGGCUCUUCUGUUCCACCCCAGGUGUGGCCUUGGGAAGGACAUUGCCCAAAAAGGUUGCCUUAGAAAUGCUUUUCACGGGGGAGCCCAUCACUGCUCAGGAGGCACUGUCCCAUGGGCUGCUCAGCAAAGUAGUGCCAGAAGAGCAGCUGGAAGAAGAGACCAUGAAGAUAGCGAAGAAGAUUGCCUCCUUGAGUCGCCCUGUGUUGUCUUUGGGCAAAGCCACCUUCUACAAGCAACUACCUCAAGACCUUAGAACAGCCUAUCACCUCACCUGCCAGACCAUGGUGGACAACUUGACCCUACAGGAUGGAAAGGAAGGAGUCAAGGCCUUUAUCCAGAAGAGAAAACCUAUCUGGUCACAUUGA